Pantherophis guttatus is the source of this 1026-nucleotide messenger RNA. It is a transcript of the gene UROS, whose product is annotated as uroporphyrinogen III synthase. The record is from RefSeq and is a predicted model, not a curated record. Gene Ontology annotation, cellular component: cytosol. Gene Ontology annotation, molecular function: uroporphyrinogen-III synthase activity. Gene Ontology annotation, biological process: uroporphyrinogen III biosynthetic process. Lineage: Eukaryota; Metazoa; Chordata; Lepidosauria; Squamata; Colubridae.
CGUCGAGUCUGGACGUGGUUCGGAGCCGCUGCCUCCUGUGGGAAGGAUCCACGAAGUGGGCGGGAGUGGGGAGAAGAGAAGGGGGGCAGCUGCUAUUCAACCAAUGACAGGCUUGGCAGGCCUAGAUAGGGCAUUUCACAAGUAAACAAUGAAAGUGUUGCUACUGAAAGAUCCAAAGGAAAGUGAUGGUGGACCAGAUUCUUAUAUAAAGGAAUUUGGUUCACAUGGACUCAAAGCAACUUUAAUUCCAGUUUUAACAUUUGAAUUUAUUUCUCAUCAAACUCUCUCUGAAAAACUUUUUCAUCCUGAUCAAUACCGUGGACUAAUUUUUACCAGUCCAAGAGCAGUAGAAGCUGUUAAAUUAUUCCUAAUGGAUAGUUGUAAAAAAGAAGCUUGGAAGAACUAUCUAAGAGAAAAAUGGAAUACUAAACCUGUUUAUGUGGUAGGGAAAGCUACUGCUGGAUUAGUAACUGAAAUAGGUCUCAAACCACAAGGAGAAGAUUGUGGAAAUGCUGAAAAACUAGCGGGAUUCAUUUGCUCCCGGGAGCCAUCCAAUUCAUUGCCUCUUCUUUUUCCAUGUGGUGCUCUGAAAAGGGAAACACUUCCAACAAUGCUCAAGGACAAAGAUAUUAUGUUGGAAUCUGUUACUGUUUAUCAAACCAGUCAACAUCCCGACCUCCAGGAAUCCUUGACGAAUUACUUCUCACAAGAGGGUGUUCCUGCUAGUGUUAUUUUCUUCAGUCCUUCUGGUGUCAAAUAUUGUCUGAAGCAAAUUUUGAAGUUGUCAGGUGAUUUUAUUUCCCAAAUUAAGUUUGCUGCUAUAGGUCCAACAACAGCUGAAGCACUUCUAACUGAAGGAAUCUUAGUAAGCUGUACAGCCAGUCGCCCUACCCCCCAGGAUCUUGCUGUUGAACUUAAAAAAUGUCUGUAGCUGUAAUACAUUUGAAAACUCUAUGAUUGAAAUUAUGUAAUUUGCAGUAAUAUCUAAAAUUAAAAUAUCUAAAAUUAAAAAUACCUUCUUUACUA